Xenopus tropicalis (tropical clawed frog) is the source of this 1565-nucleotide messenger RNA. RefSeq names its product transmembrane protein 138 (gene tmem138). The record is from RefSeq and is marked provisional. Gene Ontology annotation, cellular component: cilium; vacuolar membrane. NCBI's taxonomy places the organism in Eukaryota, Metazoa, Chordata, Amphibia, Anura, Pipidae.
CAACAAGCUGGUUGUGGCCGCGGUAGUGAAGUCAGUCCGGGCAGUACCGAGAGAUCUCUGAGGGGAUGUGACAGAUCGCCCGGCGGUUGGACAGAGGAUGUUGCAGCCUGGCAAUUACAGUCUGGUGCUGUCCCUGCAGUUCCUGCUGCUGCUUUUCGACCUAUUUGUCAACUCCUUUUCUGAGCUCCUGCGGGAUCCCCCAGUUAACCAGCUGGUACUGUUCAUAUUGCAGGAUGUGGGCAUUCUGUUUGCGGCCAUCGUCCUGUUCCUCAUGUUGUUUAACACGUUUGUGUUCCAAGCCGGGCUGGUCAGCCUCCUGUGUCAGCGCUUCCAGGUCACAGUCAUUCUGUGCGCCGUCUACAUAGCGCUGAGCAUCUCACUGCACGUCUGGCUCAUGAACCUGCGCUGGACAGGAGCCAACCGUUUUGUCUGGUCGGAUGGGUUACUGGCUUUGUUUGUUUUACAGAGGUUUGUUGCCGUGUUGUACUUCUACUACUACAAAAGGACGGCUUUAAGCAUGGGAGACUCUCGCUUUUAUCACGACUCUCUGUGGCUGCGGAAGGAGUUUGCACGCGUGCGAGGAUGAUCACGCUUACAGAAAAAGCUAUUCCAAAUAUCUACAUGAAUUGUUUAUUGGGAUGGAUCCAUUCCCGGCGGCGCUGCAGGGCACAUACGCACAGAUGGAGCGCAUACCUCCCAUGGAGAGCGCACACAUUGCUUUAAUGAGCCACGACAUAAAGGUGGCUUUUUGCAAGCCGAGGGCCAUUCUUUCUCCUGUUUGUUGACCCAAUCCGGAACAUUUUUAUAGAGACGAUUUUGGCAAAGGAAUAUAUUAUUUUAGUAGAAGAAACAAUGCAUUCCCCUGGCUGUUUAUUUGUUUAGGUUGGUUUUGUAUUUAUUUCCUUGAGGAAAGAAUCUUUGUUACAAUAACAAUCUGCCCCAAAUGACUCAAAUUCAUUUCAUGGUGCGCUCCACUUAUAUUUAAUGAAGGGGCUUAUUCAUCAGCUGUUGUUAAAGGGAUAGUGACACCCUCACACGUUAUUCAGGAACCGCCAUUAUCCCUUUAAUAUACUAUCCAGCGCCCUCACAACUGACCUACGUACAUUUUUGCAGACCCCCAUUACCUGCUUUAGUCACCAUCUCAGCUUCUGUCCAUGAUGUCUCAUUGGUCAUUGCUGCACAGGGUGGGCCAAAGUCCUGAUUGGUUAAGGGCAAAUAUAAACAAUGCCCUAGCUUCUGGGUUUGGUCCAGGUUGCCAUAUAUGUUUACCAUCCCAGUGCAUUUUCUGAUGUCAGAUUUUCCUUCACAACAUACUUGUUUGGCAUGGGGAGAUCAGUGGGGGGGGAGUGGUGAUGUUUACCGGCAGGGAUCACGUCUGGGUUUUUCCCAGUGUUCCGUUGGCCCAGUCAAACCCUGAGUGUUCAAGAGGCUGAACAAGGUGCAUUAAGCCAUAGACCUCUAGGGACCAGAUACUGUUCACUUUAUAUUUUUGUAAAAUGCAUAUAAACCUUCCAAAAUGCCAUUUUUUUUAUAAGAACUGCAAUAAAAAUAGUAAAUGAUUUAGA